GUGGCUGAUUCAUUCAGGAUUUAUCUCGUACUGUAACGCUGCUAAUUCUCUUUAGUGUUUGCCAAUGUCGGAGGUGUAACUGGGGUCUGGCCCUGGACAAAGGAAUAGAGCAUGGCUCAAGUGAAAGUACAGACCUCAGCACCCCUGGCUGGUCCUGGCCUCUCCCCCGGAGUUCCCCCGACGGCCAUGGCCAGCCCAGGACCCCUGGGUCUGCAGCCCUCCGUCAACGGCACAGGCCCGGCCCCCACACCCGCCUGCCCUGCUCCUGCAGUCGGAUAUGGGGACGACCCUGUGUCUUCCACAUCGCCAGGCCCGCCCCAGGAGAACAUGGCAAACCCUAAAGAGAAAACUCCAAUGUGUUUGGUGAAUGAGUUAGCCCGUUUCAAUAGGAUCCAACCUCAGUACAAGCUCCUCAACGAGAGAGGCCCUGCACACGCUAAGAUCUUCACAGUGCAGCUGACUCUUGGGGAGCAGGUGUGGGAGGCAGAGGGCACCAGCAUUAAAAAGGCCCAGCACUCCACAGCCGCCAAAGCUCUGGACGAGAGCGUUCUUCCCAGGCCAGCGCCCCGCUCCCCUAAAGUGGACAUCAACAGUAACCCAGGCAGUAUAACACCCACAGUGGAGCUGAAUGGUCUGGCUAUGAAGCGAGGCGAGCCAGCUAUCUAUAGGCCUCUGGAUCCUAAGCCCAUGCCCAACUACAGAGCUAAUUACAACUUCAGAGGGAUGUUCAACCAAAGGUACCAUUAUCCUGUUCCUAAGAUCUUCUAUGUGCAGCUGUCUGUGGGGAGUCAUGAGUUUAUAGGCGAUGGGCGCACCCGCCAAGCAGCCAGACACAACGCAGCCAUGAAGGCCCUGCAAGCCCUGCGCAACGAACCCAUCCCAGAACGCCCCCCACAGAGCCCAGAGGAAAAGGAGGAGAGCGAGGACGGCACUGAUGCCAGCAAAUCAGAGAUAAGCCUGGUGUACGAAAUCGCCCUAAAGAGGAAUUUAUCAGUCAACUUUGAGGUGUUAAAGGAGAGCGGCCCCCCGCACAUGAAAAGCUUCCUGACUCGUGUAUCUGUGGGGGAGUUCUCUGCGGAAGGCGAGGGCAACAGCAAGAAGCUGUCCAAGAAGCGUGCCGCUCUGUCCAUCCUGCAGGACCUAAAGAAGCUGCCCUUCAUCCCUGCUGUUGAGAAACCCAAAACGCACUAUAAGAAACGAACCAAGACCAUCCUCAAGACUGGACCAGAUUAUGGUCAAGGUAUGAACCCGAUCAGCCGUCUUGCUCAGAUCCAGCAGGCCAAAAAGGAGAAGGAGCCGGAGUACCUGCUGCUUUCUGAAAGAGGGAUGCCCCGACGCCGGGAGUUCAUCAUGCAGGUGAAGGUGAAUAACGAAGUCGCAACGGGAACAGGACCCAACAAGAAGGUGGCAAAGCGGAACGCAGCCGAGGCGAUGCUCCUGCAGCUGGGAUACAAGGCCUCCACAAUCCCCCAGUCCCCCACCGAGAUAGACAACAAAGGCUGGAACGGACAAAAGGCGUCAUUUACCGAAGCGACGAGUAACACCCAAAAGGGUCUGCUCCACCUCAGCCCUGACGUCUACCAGGAGAUGGAGGCCAGCAGAAAGCAGGGGGGCACCGCUCUGGGCCCCGGGGGCGGCAACAACAACAACAACGGAGGAUCAGUCAACUAUAUAACAUCCAAAGACAUCGGGCCAUGCUCUGCCCCGCUGCCCCCAGGACAUCCUCCAUACUAUGGCGGCUCAGCCUCCUCACCCAGUCAGACGGCCACCAUGGCGAGGGAGCUGCUGCUCAACGGUCAGUCACCCACGGCUGACGCCUCCCUGUCCAUGAAGGGGAAGAACCCGAGCUUGGCCUGCAGCGUCUCAGUGCAGCCUGCACAGCAGCUGGACUACCUGGCUCACAUCCAGGGCUUCCAGGUGCAGUACAGCGAUGUACAGAGCGGCAAGGAUUACGUGACCUACCUGACCCUCUCCCCUGUGCAAAUGACUUUCCACGGCACCGGGAGCACCCUCCAAGCCAGCCAUGACCAGGCUGCUCUAAGUGCCUUGAAACAGCUGUCGGAGCAGGGACUGGACCCCGUGGACGGCCCCAUCAAGACCAGUGAACCAUGUGGGAGGGAGGACGGACAUUAAACAGACUAACUCAGGCACCACCACUCAGGUCUGCAAGGAUUCAAAGGCUGUCGUCUAGGAGCUGACAACCCUUAUACCCCCUCCUUUUCGGCAUACACGAACCUGACAACUACCCCCCUGAAACCCUUCACCCUGAUCUCUUAUAACCUACAACCCCACUACCCACAAUUCCCACACUCUCCCUCCCUCCCCACCCCACCCCACCCCACGAUUGCCACUGUAUCCUGCAAAACCUGUCAACAUGCAAUAGGGUGGAUGUGCACCGAGAAAUGACCGACUAAACCACCAUUACCUGAGUCUAUGUGAAGACAACGCUAUCUUAACACGUUUAUUGAUGAUUUCAGACAAAAUUUAGAGGUCACAGAAUAAACAAACAAACGAGAAUAAUGCAUGGUACUGUAUGAAAUCAAGGGAAAUCCAAAGUGAUGACACUGCAUAGACAACUUUCCCUUUGGAUCAAUGUCUGUUGGUAUGGUUAAAAACAAAUAUGUACAUCAUGCCAUUGAAAUACAAAAGAAACAUUUUAGGGGAGAAACCAACUUGCGUACAGUAGCUUAUUUUCGGGGGUAUUCUGUUUCUGUUUUUUUUUUUUUCUUUUGUUAUUUUAUUAAUCUAACAAUGCUUGAGUACUGUAUUUAAAAUUAACCAAUGCCAGUGCUGUGAAAGUUGUAGUUGUUGUCUUCAUAUAUAGUCACCCAGCUUACCUUGUAUGCUGACAUUUAAAAAAAAAAAAAAAAGAGUUCAUCUAUCUAUAUGGAUGUGUAUGACUUGCAAGAGUAUCAUAUACCGAAAAAUAACACAGAAAAAACAUAUUUUUCAUGUGGACAAAAAGGACAAAACUGGUGUUAGCAGUAAUCAGUAGAAGUGUUGACCAACCCAGGAGGGAAGGUUGGACGAGCCUUUUACUCCAUGAAGGGUCUAACUUUCCCCGUUUAACAUGACCCCGCACUGGCAUAGCAUCACUGGAGGAUAAACCUGACCCAAAAGUGGAGGCAAAGAGGCCACCAUAGUUCUUCUUUUUAUCUAGAAAAAGAUGCAACCAAUGCCAGUCAAAAUACAGUCCUAACUCCAGACGGUUUCAUUUGGGGGUGCGUGCCUGCAUGUCCAGUAAAUUCAAAAAUAAUCCUCUUCAUUCCAGUGAUUUUGUGUCAGUGUAUCGUCCCCUCCUCUCCCCCUCACAGUUUUGUCGAUCACAUCUACACCCAUUGUGUGUGUUGUAUUGACCCGCCAAGGCAUCGACUGGGUGCUUUUAAUGCCUGCAUUGAAGGAGUGCGUCUUUGAAAUGAAGAGAGUUGGCUGCGUGAUCUGCAGACUCCCUCCCUCCAAAGGCCGCUUCACUUUGACUCACUUUGAUCACUGACAUUGAGGACGGGUCUUCUUCUUCGCUGUGAGUGCAAUGUGUAAUAAGGCUGUGUCUGUUACUGAAAUGCAGUAAAAACACCUCAGUUCAUGUGGAAAAAAAAAAAA
Messenger RNA from Labrus bergylta (ballan wrasse), 3600 nucleotides. NCBI's taxonomy places the organism in Eukaryota, Metazoa, Chordata, Actinopteri, Labriformes, Labridae. The record is from RefSeq and is a predicted model, not a curated record.